Brassica napus (rape) is the source of this 1084-nucleotide messenger RNA. RefSeq names its product GPI-anchored protein LLG3-like. The transcript has 3 exons. Lineage: Eukaryota; Viridiplantae; Streptophyta; Magnoliopsida; Brassicales; Brassicaceae. The record is from RefSeq and is a predicted model, not a curated record. The coding region runs from base 64 to 546 and encodes 160 amino acids.
AAAAAAGAGUUUAAGAAAAUCAAAUGUGAUAAAGACAAAUACAGAGAAGGAAGAAACAUAAGCAUGGAGAUUUCUCCUCAUUGUUUGGUUUCUCUUCUUCUAACCCUUCUUUUGUCUGGACUCGCCUCGUCUCUCCACAUCUCUCUUGAUGAAUUUGAGUCACAUCCAGCCACAAGCCGAGCUCUUCUUCAGGCAAAGACACCAUGCAAGGAAGAUUUUGCGAGCAAGAAUUACACAAUUAUAACGAGCAAAUGCAAAGGACCAAAUUAUCCAGCCAAGGCAUGUUGCUCGGCCUUCAAGGACUUUGCUUGCCCAUUCGCGGAAGCUCUUAAUGACGAAAAGGCAGACUGUGCCUCUACAAUGUUUAGUUACAUCAAUAUCUAUGGUCGUUAUCCUCCCGGAAUAUUCGCAAACAUGUGCAAAGAAGGCAAAGAAGGGCUCGAUUGCUCCAACGUCACCGCUACCUCUUCUGCUCAUGCAUCACUCCCUCUUGUCUCCUCCACACACGCAAUGCUUAUCACCGUUCUCUUUUUUUACUUCUUCUGAAGACAUAUGUUACGCUAUGACAUGAGAUAUAUUAUAUAUGAUGAUUCCGUCGUUAUUAUAUAAUUAGUUGUUGAGUGACCGACCCAUUAAGUCGUUCUUGCAAAACCAUAGGUGAAAGUUUUCUUUCUUGUGUUACGCUCUCGUGAACUAUUUGUUUUUUUUUUCUCAAUAACAUGCAUAAUGAGGGGUUAAACCCAUAUGAUCUCGCACCAACAACACUAGUAUCAUCUGAAAUGCUGCAGAACCUAGUGGUCAUGAAACUAGGAUGUCAUAACAUGUGUAACUUUUGGUAACUAAUAAUGGGCUGAGUUAAUCUCCAAGGCCUUUUAUAUAAGAAGGCAUGAUUAUCAAGAACGACAAAUAGGAACAUGCCUCUUGGUGGUAUAUAAAGUUUUCCAGGGUGUUACAUAUUAACCGAAAGUUACUAUAAUGAGAUGAAAUUAAAAAAAAGGAGAUUUUUUGUUGUUUUUUUUAUCAAUUGGAGAAAAAAUAUGGCAAACUCUGACAAAUGAGAAUAAUGGAAAAGGUCACCGAUGAG